UGGCUGCGCUCGGGAUAGUUGGGAGAGCCGGAAGUGCAGCUCCCUGCGUGAACGUCCGCGAGCCUCCAUCAGAGUGACCGGGGCUCGAGACUUCCGUCCGUCCGCCAGGUGAUCUCACGUCAGUGUCCGCAGGCCCAGCAGCUCGUGCUCGCGUGUCGCAGUAAAAAUGUGGAAGGCAGCAGCAGGACAGUCCGUCAACGUGACUAUAAACGACGAAGGAGACGACUGGGAGACUGACCCAGACUUUGAGAAUGACGUGUCGGAGAAGGAGCAGCGCUGGGGGGCAAAGACGGUGUCUGGCUCUGGACAUCAGGAGCACAUCGACAUCCAUCGGCUGCGUGAGACGGUGAACACGGAGCACACCAGCCUGAAGCAGAAGGAGCUGGAGACCAUGCCCAAAGCCUCGCACGGAUAUGGAGGGAAGUUUGGAGUGCAGCAGGACCGCAUGGACAAGUCUGCUGUGGGUCACGACUACCAGAGCAAGCUGUCCAAGCACUGUUCCCAGACAGACACCUCCAAGGGCUUCGGAGGGAAGUUUGGAGUGCAGGCUGACCGCGUUGACCAGUCAGCUGUUGGGUUCGAGUACGCGGGGAAGACGGAGAAACACGCGUCUCAGAAAGACUACACCACUGGGUUUGGGGGGCGGUACGGCGUGCAGGCAGACCGCGUGGACCAGAGCGCGCUGGGCUUCGAUUACCAGGGCAAAACCGAGAAACACGAGUCCCAGAAAGAUUACGCCAAAGGAUUUGGCGGCAAAUUCGGUGUGGAGACUGACAAGGUGGACAAGAGCGCCGUGGGCUUUGAGUACCAGGGCAAGACGGAGAGGCACGAGUCGCAGAAAGACUACGUGAAGGGCUUCGGGGGAAAGUUCGGCGUGCAGACGGACAGACAGGACAAAUCGGCGCUGGGAUGGGAUCACCAGGAGAAACUACAGCUCCACGAGUCCCAGAAAGACUAUAAGCGUGGGUUUGGAGGGCGGUAUGGGGUGGAGGUGGAGAAGCAGGACCAGUGUGCCCUGGGCUAUGAGCACAAGGAGAGCCUGGCCAAGCACGAGUCCCAGAAAGAUUAUUCCAAAGGGUUUGGAGGGAAGUUUGGAGUCCAGAACGACCGCAUGGAUAAGAGUGCAGGGACUUUCGAUGAGGUGGAGAAACCGACUUCCUCGUACCAGAAAACCAAACCCGUGGAGGCCGCUGGCAGCAGCACAGGAAGCAUCAAGGCCCGCUUCGAGAACAUCGCCAAGCAGAAGGAGGAGGAGGACCGGAAGAAGGCCGAGGAGGAGCGAGCGCGUCGACAGGCCAAGGAGAAGCAGGAGCAGGAGGAGGCGCGCCGCAAAAUCGAAGAGGCGCCCAAGGCCCCCUCCCCCGUCCCUGCUGCGAGUCCAAGUCCCACCCCCAGCCCGACUCCACCUGUCCAGCCAGCUGCACCCCAGACACACCAGAACACGGAGGAAACGACCUACGAAACCGUCGCUGCCGAGGAGAACGGAGAGCCGCUGUACGAGCCGGAGCCUCAGAACCAGCCGGAGGAGCAGGACCUGUACCAGAACCCUGAGGAGACCGCAGCAGGAGACGCUCAGCAGUACGAGUACGGUGAGGAUCUCGGGGUGACGGCUGUGGCUCUGUACGACUACCAAGCAGCCGGAGACGACGAGAUAUCCUUCGACCCCGACGACAUCAUCACCAACAUCGAGAUGAUCGACGAGGGCUGGUGGCGAGGCGUGUGCAGAGGCGCCUACGGCCUUUUCCCAGCCAACUACGUGGAGGUUCGGCAGUGAUGACGCCAUGUGUCCCUGUCCUCGUGCAAAAAAAGAAAAGACAACCCGUUUCCUUUUCCACACUUUGGUCUCGUCUCUCUUCACCUCAUCUUAGUGCUUCGACACUGCGAGACGUCCUCAGGUCUCCUGAACCGGCUUUCCUUUGCUCCUUUUUCCAUCCCUCCUCUCCUCGGUCCAGAGUCACUCUGUUUCCCCUCGGUGCAGCCGACGACAGGAGGACGAGUUCUGAGAAUAUUUGAAAACAGGCCCGAAGCUUCAGGAUGCAGCUCCGAGGUCACUCCGGCCUCGCUGCUGCAUUUUGAAGUUUUCUUAAACUUUCUAGAUUCAGUGUUAGAGUUCAGCUUUGGAUUAAAUGUAUACUGAUGAUUCUAUUCUGUCCGAGACAUCGAGUGUCGACCAAAAAGCUGUUAACCUCGUCGCUUCUCAGUCCGUCUGCGUAAACUUUGCCGCGUUGCACGCAAGUUUGAAUCCUCGUCCUGAGUUUGAAGCUGCACUUUGUCGACUCUCGAAGGGAAACCGAGCUUCCUUUGGAGCUUCUGGACUUACAAAUCUCCUUUUUUCUGAACACUCACAUCAGCUGUGGGGUUGAUUUUUCUAUCUAUCAAUAAUCAGGUUUCCCCCUGUCACUGAUGUUCCAAUAGUUCAGAGUAAUGGGGCCAUAAAGACUUCAUCUGAACAGAAGCACUACAGCACAUAGUAUUAUUCAGUCUUCAUGCAGUGUAUUGAUCAUGAUCUACGACACUCUGAGAAAUCAGAGUUUUGUUUCCUGUCCUGGUGGUUUUCGUUUCUUUCGUUGGAUGUGUCCGUGUCUUGCUGCCGUGAACGCUUUUUUUUUUUUUACGUGUCGAUACGCACACGUGUGGUGACGACCUCUAACAUCACGUGACCAAACAGAGUGAGUGAGCUGUGUGUCGUUAAGGGAAGAGGCUUUCGGUGAUUCCUCCAAACACUAAUUAUUUCUACCAGACACUCGUCUGUGGAUCGCAGUAGCUUAAACAGGUGUGUGUGUGUGUGUGUGUGUGUGAGUGUGUGAGUGUGUGAGUGUGUGUGUGUGUGAGUGUGUGUGGGCUUCAUGAAAUUCUUCUUUGGGGUUUUAUAAUAAAAAGUGACCUUUUUAAAAGCAUCAUUUUUAUCUGUACUUCUGUCUGCUCAUCACAUCAUUACCUGCUUGUUCUUUUUUUUUAGUUUCAAUAAAUAAACUAUGAACAACGA
Molecule: messenger RNA, 2986 nt
Organism: Larimichthys crocea (large yellow croaker)
Lineage: Eukaryota; Metazoa; Chordata; Actinopteri; Sciaenidae
Gene: cttn
Product: cortactin
Exons: 16
Coding region: 167-1774 (535 amino acids)
Biological process (GO): regulation of actin filament polymerization; cell migration
Cellular component (GO): actin filament; cortical actin cytoskeleton; lamellipodium
Molecular function (GO): actin filament binding
Source: RefSeq, a predicted model, not a curated record